GAUCGUGAAUCCAAAAAGCGAUAUGAUAAUAUCUAUGAAAUAAUAAACUCUUUGAAUCAUGAAGAAUUAACAAACAUUCAAAACUACAUUAAUUCGAUUAAUUCUCAAAUCCAAAAUAUUAAUAUUUAUGAGAUAAUUGAUAUUUUGAACCAAGAAGAAAGGAUAAAAAUACAAGACUAUAUCGAUUCAACUAAUUCCCAGUGA
Messenger RNA from Dentiscutata erythropus, 204 nucleotides. The record is from the annotation of a GenBank genome assembly. NCBI's taxonomy places the organism in Eukaryota, Fungi, Glomeromycota, Glomeromycetes, Diversisporales, Gigasporaceae.